AUGCCAGCUGCCUCCCGCUACACCCCGAUGCGUGUGGAUAAGAUGAUCCUAUCAUGCUCCCCGGAUGAUGAUGAACAAAAUUGCCGUGCCAUCAUGACUUACAAUUGCCCAGCUGCUAUGGCCUACUGCUGCCCUGGGUCCAGCAAGGAGUGGACCUGUAUUGUGGAUACCAAUGUCAGUUUACAGUACAAGAAUUGUUUAUAUUCUAAAGAACAUCAACUCUUGUUUGCCCUCACCUGCUCUUAUGACUUGGUGUCUUGGGACCUUAGGGACCCUCUGUCCCCGAGUCUCGUUGACUGCCGGAAAAUUGAUUUUCCGGAGGAAAAUAAGGCGUGGCAUCCCAAAGACCUGACGUGUGAGACCGGGGAGCAUCUGGUGGCUGCUGGGAAGGAUCUCCUCAUGGUGACUCAGUAUGUGCUGAUGAGCGUUCUCCCCGACGGUUUGUAUAUUGACGCGAACAACGAUCCCACAGGCUCUAUCUACGAACAAGGCUUUCCGUAUGUGACUAUUGAUUUUGAUGUUGAGAGAUAUGAUCCUGCGACUGCGGGUGUUAAGUGUGUGGAGGAUUCGUUUAUGGGUAGGUGGGCUGUGUUUGUUGGGUACUACAGCGAUGCAGUUGCUUUGCCAGUGGCCCAUUACCUGGAGGUUGUCAAGCCCGGAUCCAUUUACUUCACUGAUGUUUUGAGGCCUUGGAUUGGAUUUGGCGACUAUCCAUGUGGAGGCCAUGACGUUGGCAUUUUCGAUUAUUGGAAGCAAGACGGUGUCUUCGUGCUACUAUCCAUGUGA
This is a messenger RNA of Striga asiatica, 786 nucleotides long. The record is from the annotation of a GenBank genome assembly. Lineage: Eukaryota; Viridiplantae; Streptophyta; Magnoliopsida; Lamiales; Orobanchaceae.